AUGUUGUCUGCGUCCGACAGCAAGAAUGCCAUUGACUGGUGGCGUGUAAAACAUCGCAGUGAUGCAUCCGUUGAUUUCCUCGCUGAUUUGAUAAUGUCCGGCAAUGGGAACCCUCCGGUCCGUGUUAGAGAUGAACAUGGCCAACACCUCCCAACAGCCGGGGAGAAACCCAAACUUAUUCUGGGUGAAAUCCGGAAGGAAUCUCGCCAGUAUGGUAUUGGAAAACCUCCUGUUAAAAUACUUCGCAUGUUUCUUAUUGAUGGAAGUCUGAAUACAUGCAAGGCAGUGACAAACAGUAAUCUUACAAAGCAUUUACUCAAAGAUAAAAUGCUCUACCCUGAGGCAACCAUCACUCUGGAAGAUUAUGGCCUCAUCCGAUUGAGCCCUCAAAAUGGUGAUCAAUUCAAAGGAAUCAUCCGUAUCAAUAAGUUCACGUGGACACCAGCCCCAACUGGAAAAGUUGUAGACUACAGCUCUGAGGAGUCUGAUGACGAUGAUGAGAUGGAACGCCCUCAUAAGAUGAGGAGCUACCCUCUAAGCUGA
Messenger RNA from Seminavis robusta, 543 nucleotides. NCBI's taxonomy places the organism in Eukaryota, Bacillariophyta, Bacillariophyceae, Naviculales, Naviculaceae. The record is from the annotation of a GenBank genome assembly.